AUAGAAGUAGAACUCAUAUUUGCUGUUCAAGACUUAAGAACAGGAGAGACACAGAUUUUCAUAACAGGUCAAAAGAAUACUUGUCCAUGGAGAGUGUUAAUUUUACCUCUUCAGUUUCUGCACCAAAGCCUUCACACCAUGAUGAACUCUUUAUGCAGCAAAGGAUGGUCUUCUCAGAGAGCUUGAAUGAAUUGAAGAAUCUGAGGAAACAGUUGUACUCAGCAGCAGAGUAUUUUGAAUUAUCUUAUAGCAAAGACGAUCAGAAACAAAUAGUGGUGGAGACCUUAAAAGAUUACACCAUUAAAGCAUUCAUAAAUACUGUAGACCACUUGGGUUCUAUGGCAGAUAAGGUCAACAAUUUUGUGGAUGAAAAAACUGUUGACGUUUCUGAAGCUGACCUCAAAUUCUCUUGCAUUGAGCAGAGACAGAGAACAAGCCAAGACCUCAUCGAUCGCAGUGGUUUGUUCCAACAAUCGUUGGCAUUUAGUUUUCCAAGGCAUCAUAAGCGGUACAUCAUUCCAGGUGGAGCCGCCAAAAAUGCUAUUGGUCAGUCUAAUUUGAUGUAUCACGGUGUCGAAAAUGAUUGGUUUCAAUUCAGAAAUGCAACAACUAGGGAGAUCUCUCCAACAAUAGUGAGUGAAGAGAAUUCAACGUCAACGCCGUCUUCACAAUCUUCACCCAAAACCUUUCACUUGACAAGAACAGCCUCCAAAGCAGAGAGGAAAGAACCAGCAAAUCAUUUUCCGCAUUCCGGUCUUGUCAAGAGAUCAACGACCGUGAACUCCUCUGCUUCCAAACAACGGUACCCAACAGAGCCUUGGAGAUCGGUUUCGAUGUCUAUUCAUACAGAAAGAGAUAGAGCCAAAAGUCCAGAACAUUCUGGCUUAAACAGACGCAUAUUGAAGGCUUUGGUUAGCAUGCGCAAGCGUAAAAAGGAUGCCACGUCAAACAAGUACAACUUCAAUGGGAACUGAGAUCUAUAAAGGAGCACAUUUGAAGUAAUUCGUUCUUCCAAGUCAUUUUAGUCUUAUGGUAAUGAUAUUUGUUUCACAUUCCUACACAAUUUCUUUAAGAGAAAAAAAAAAAGGAUCUUUUAUCAUAUACUGCAAGUGUUCAACUGGAUGUUUAGGCUUCCUUCUUGCACAAGUCUUCAUGGCACACUUUACAAUUGUAUCUUAUAAGAACUGUAAUUUUUAAGAGACGAGUGAAUCGUACUUAGAUUAUACUUGUCACUAACAAUUUUGAAAAGGGAAA
Molecule: messenger RNA, 1254 nt
Organism: Morus notabilis
Lineage: Eukaryota; Viridiplantae; Streptophyta; Magnoliopsida; Rosales; Moraceae
Product: protein ABIL2
Exons: 10
Coding region: 87-974 (295 amino acids)
Source: RefSeq, a predicted model, not a curated record